UGUAAGAAAAAAUAUAUAUAUAUAUCCCUCGUAUUACCAGAAAUUUUCAAGUUUCGACAGCCUAGGUAACUAUUACUUGAACCAAAAUAAAAAGGUUUCUUUUUUUUUUGACCCCAUCGUUAAUAGUAAUUACUUCCUGGUGAAGCAUUACAUCAAAUUAAAGUUUUCACCUGUUUCCUGCCAACUGUACAUCGAGCAAAGAAAAAUUACCAAACUUACUGAGACCCUUCAUUUAACCACCACUUCCAUUUUCACACCAUUCAAAUUCAAAUUCCCAUUCCUCCAUAGCCACCCCACCACCCUUCCUCCAUCCAUAACCAAUGGAAUCUGCUCCCGAGGUCAUCCAUGGCGGCACUCUCCUCCAUUCCACUCAAUUACUCAAACCCCUUCGCUUCACUUUCUUUCAACUUCAAAUCCUUUUCGUUCUCCUAACUUCCAUUGAAGCCUAUCUUUUCUUAGAAGGAUGGAAUCCCAUUUUCCAUAUCUUCCCGCUGUCUUCUCUUGUCGUCUUCAUCAUAAUCAUCAACCACCCUUCCAUCUUGAAUAUUGCUCCUCGUUCAGUCUAUUUAGUUGACUUCUCAUGCCUCAAACCGCCUAGUUUCUUCAGGGUUCCCUUCUCUACUUUCCUUGAAAAUGCUACUUUGAUGGAUAUUUUUGACAGUGAGAGCCUCUGUUUCAUGGCCAAAACUCUUAAAUCCUCUGGACAAAGUGAAGAAACAUGCCUCCCUCCAGCCCUGCACUUCAUUCCACCCAAAACCCAUCAACAGGAAUCCAUUAAUGAAGCCCAUAUGGUUCUGUUUCCUGUCAUGGACGAUCUUUUGACCAAAACCCAUCUCUCUCCUCGUGACAUUGAUAUUCUGAUCGUCAAUUGCAGUGGCUUUUGUCCUUCUCCUUGUCUGUCCUCCAUAGUUAUCAACAAAUAUUCCAUGAGAAGUGAUAUUAAGAGCUUCAAUCUCUCCGGAAUGGGGUGCAGUGCCAGUGCUGUUGCCAUUCAUUUAGCUGAAAGUCUCCUUCAAGUUCACAAAAAUUCGAAUGCCGUUGUACUCAGUACAGAAAUUUUGUCGAACGGUUGGUAUGCAGGAAAGGAACGCUCAAAAUUGAUCCUUAAUUGCCUCUUCCGAAUGGGCAGCGGAGCCAUUCUGCUCACCAAUAGAAAAGAGGCGAAGGAUUCUUCAAAAUAUAAACUAUUUAAAACGGUUCGAACACAGAGAGCUUUCGACGAUAAAAGUUACCUUUCAGCCAUACGCGAAGAUGACAUGGACGGAAAGCUCGGCGUCACUCUCACAAGGGAUUUACUCCAGGUUGCCGGAGAAACUCUCCGGUCAAACAUAACCAUUCUGGGUGAUUCAGUCUUGCCGUUGUCGGAGAAACUACGGCACGGCGUUUCGAGGCUCGGAAAGCGAUUUCUGGACAAAUCGCAAGAAAUCUACGUGCCCAAUUUCAAGAGUGUGAUUCAGCAUUUCUGCUUGCCGGUAUCGGGAGGUCCGGUGAUACGGGAGAUCGGAAAAAUGCUGAAGCUUAAGGACAAGGACAUGGAAGCGGCAUUGAUGACUCUGCAUAGAUUUGGGAACCAGUCGUCUUCUUCGCUGUGGUAUGAACUCGCGUAUUUGGAAGAUCAAGAAAGAAUUGGAAAAGGGGACAGAGUCUGGCAAUUAGGGAUGGGCACUGGGCCCAAAUGUGUUAGUUUGAUUUGGGAGUCUAUACGGCCCAUUGUUGGAGAGUCCAACAAUGAUCCAUGGGCCGAAGUAAUCCAGAAUCCAAUUUCAGGCCCACCAACCUAGCUCUUCGGGUUUAUCUCAAGAGAGAGAGAGAGAAGAAAAAAAUAACGUUUUUUGUUUUAUUUAAUCGUGCCCUUUGUAUGAUUUAUUUGUCCUUUUGA
Molecule: messenger RNA, 1879 nt
Organism: Momordica charantia (bitter melon)
Lineage: Eukaryota; Viridiplantae; Streptophyta; Magnoliopsida; Cucurbitales; Cucurbitaceae
Source: RefSeq, a predicted model, not a curated record